CAGGCGCAUUUCUCAACGCUGCGCUCCUAUACCUGUCGACUGGAACCAAAUCGGUGCGUUAAAGGACUAAAACGACAUUAAAGCGGCAAGAAACGCCGCAGAAAGUAAAUUAUCGCGUGUCUUUCAACAUGUAAUGGACUAAUACUUCUUUAGAUUUGAAGAUAAACUACAACCGGAAAGAGAAGAAUUCCAGAGAAGACGUAUUUGACUGCCAGCCAAGGACAUGGACUGGAAGACCUUCCAAGCCCUCCUCAGUGGGGUGAACAAAUACUCUACGGCGUUCGGGCGGGUAUGGCUGUCCGUGGUGUUUGUGUUCAGGGUCAUGGUGUACGUGGUGGCGGCGGAGCGAGUGUGGGGCGACGAGCAGAAAGACUUUGACUGUAACACCAAACAGCCCGGCUGCGCCAACGUCUGCUACGACCACUUCUUCCCCAUCUCCCACAUCCGCCUGUGGGCCCUACAGCUCAUCUUCAUAACCUGCCCGUCCUUCAUGGUGGUCAUGCACGUGGCGUACCGUGACGACCGCGAGCGCAAGUACAAGAUGAAGCAUGGAGACAACUCUAAGUUGUACACCAACACGGGCAAGAAGCAUGGCGGCUUGUGGUGGACCUAUCUGAUCAGCCUCUUCGUAAAGACGGGCAUUGAGGUCGCAUUCCUCUACAUCCUCCACCACAUCUACGACAGUUUCUACCUGCCGAGACUGGUCAAGUGCAGCGGGGCGCCUUGCCCCAACCUGGUGGACUGCUACAUCGGCCACCCCACUGAGAAGAAGGUCUUCACCUACUUCAUGGUCGGAGCUUCGGGUCUCUGCAUCGUCCUGAACAUCUGCGAGAUAAUCUAUCUCAUCUCCAAACGCUUUGUACGAAUCGGCAACAAGCUCAAGAGGCGCCAUCGCAACACGGAUGUGGAACCGACGGAACCGCGCCAUAGCAACACGGCUGUGGAACCGCGCCAUAGCAACACGGCUGUGCAACAAGACGACUACAUCAACAAGGAUCCCUUUAACAACAGCUAUGUGAUGAUGCCGGUGAAGGACCGGAAGGAUAAGCCUCCAUCCUUUAAUAGUGCGCUCAAAUCCUCACACGGGCCAUCUCUACUCAAACUGGAGGAGAAGAUCCGGGCCUCUGCUCCUAAUCUGUCGUCUUCUUCAUGAAGAAAGCAGGCUGAAGCGUAAGAGAUCAGCAGUGCUUUGGUUAGAAUCCAAUGACAAAACCUAAAAAAAACAGACUCAGAACUAUGAGCCAAACUUCACUAUGUCAGACCCUGGAAGCCAUGAGUCAUCAGUCCUGUGGGCCCCUGUGUCCACAUCUAAGACUCCUUUUGAGUGCAUGAACUUUGGUUUCCAAGUCAACAUCCACAAUAUGUACAAGUCGGCCAAAUUGAUUUGUUAAUGAUAUGUGGGUUUUCUUUUUUUUGAAUACAAUACAAGUCUGUGUGCCUUCUCAACUUCACCCCUUCACCCGUAUUCUAACAUUCCUCGGAGGUUUCUGUCUUUCUUGUGAUUUGAGUUUUGACGCAUGAGGGGAAGGAAAUGCAACACUCACACAAGGAGGCAGGACACACCUGGCAGAGGUAUUCACCCUCCCUGCCUGCCAGUGGUGUGUCAGGGCACUGAAUGUUAGAUGCACAUUUCUGUGAUCUCUUUUAUUUAACUGAACAAUAGCUUUAUCUUCACCAUUUGUUGUCCUGAUGACAUUAAAGAAUGGUAAACAAUUCUGCAUUGGAAGUGUGGACACUCCAAAGUCAUAGUAAUGGCUGAGUAAUACUUGAAGGUGUGCAAACUGGCCAAAACAAAUGAGGUUUUACUGCAUUUAUUUUCUUAGAUAAGUGAUAAAAACGCAUAUAUUGUUAGUAUUUUUCUUUUUCUAGAGCCUCUGCUGACAUAUGCUUGGUCUCAGGUCUAUGCGGCACGGUCACACGCUGUACAUAGACAGCCUGUGUUUUGACGUGCUUGUACACAAACUUGCCUCAUCCAAGACCACUGUUGAUUUGAAUAAGGCGAAAGGAAUGCUGCUGUUUAAUUCUGUUGGUAGAACUGGAGCACAGAGGAGGAGGAGGUGGAAGGAAGGUUGGCUCAUUGAACUAUUAACGUAUUUUGCGAGUCCCUACUCAUCCACUGUGGACGUCAGGGGGAAAUUUAUUUUAUGCACUGUAAAAAUGUUUUUUAACGAAACUAAAUAU
Messenger RNA from Cottoperca gobio, 2181 nucleotides. It is a transcript of the gene gjb3, whose product is annotated as gap junction protein beta 3. The coding region runs from base 224 to 1153 and encodes 309 amino acids. The transcript is spliced from 2 exons. Gene Ontology annotation, molecular function: gap junction channel activity. Lineage: Eukaryota; Metazoa; Chordata; Actinopteri; Perciformes; Bovichtidae. Gene Ontology annotation, biological process: cell-cell signaling. The record is from RefSeq and is a predicted model, not a curated record. Gene Ontology annotation, cellular component: connexin complex.